CUUUUCGGACCGGGUUCCUUUUUUACGACUUGAAUCAGAAUGUAUAUUCAAGUAGAAGCGGGAUGCUGAUGCCUGUUGCUGAUAGCGAUAGUGACGGGUCGAGAAUGGGGACGCUGAUGGUUUUUAGGCAGCCAUGGACCACUCUCACUGAAGAUCCCUACUUUGGAUUGUUGUCUACUUUCUCCUCCUAUUCUAUUUUCUCUCGUCUUGUGGUUCUACAAUGGUGUCGUGUUGUCGCUAGCUUUUAGCUCCAAUUAGCUUUGUUUCUUUUAUCAAUCUUUUACUUGCUUUGAGCUGUUUGGCUCACUAUCCUCUCCUGUCAUUGGCCGGAGACCUUGACAAAAGCAGAAUUAUUUCCUUUCUCUUUGUCUGAUAUCUUCUUCUUCUUUUGUCUCUUGAUUUGCUCAAAAAUUUAAUGCCCAAGUCACUGAACUUCCUUCUUGCAAUUCUUGUGAGAUCUUCUUUGAGUAGGUGUCACAGUACCUUCCUUCCAUGACUGCAAUAUUGUUUCUAAAGAAUGUCUCUCUCCCACAAAUUUAUGUUAGACUUCUUGCAUUAAAAGUUGGGUGAAGAAUGCAAAAGUUUAGUUAUUUGACUAUCCGAGCAGGAUUGCAGGUCUCUUUUGGGCUGACGAUGAUGCACAGGGAUGAUGUGCGAAUGUGUUUGAAGAGAUUUCUAAUGUGCUUUACGGGAUAGUGGCCAAACUCCCGGCUUACAGGAUGUGUGACUUACAGUCCCUCAGUUGUUCACGAAAUCAAAGCCAUUCUCUCUCUGAAUGCUCUCAUUCUGGCACAGUUGAUUGGAUUUCAGAAACUUCAUUGGAUAAGCUUCAUCUUCAGAGAGAUGACGGUUCCUUAUUAAAUGUGAGAGAUUCUGAUUACGAAACCGGAAGUCCUGGAUUAUCUACCGGAAGAAACAGUCCCUGCCCUUACAGAUUCCAACUUGAGCUGGAUGUACAGAAACUUCAAGAGCAGCUACGAGAAGAGAUAGAACUGCAUGCAGUUUUGGAACAAGCAAUCGAGAGAAGUGCUGUAAAAUUAUCAAAACCUUCAUGUCUUCCUCGUCAGGCGCAGGAACUCCUUUCGAAUAUUACCAUGUUGGAACUCGCAGUUUCCAAACUCGAACAUGAGAUAGUCUCUUUACAUUUCCAAUUAAGCCAAGAAAGAAAUGAACGGAGGCUGGCUGAAUACCGCCUGAGGCACUCUUCCUUGGAGGAGAAGUCUCUUUGUUCCUCGGGCAUUUUGCAAGAGCUGGACGAGGAUGGCUCCUCUGCACCUCUCUGCGAUAACGUAUGUGCAGGGUCCGAUGCAAAAUGUGGUCAAACUCAAGAUAGCAGGAAGCUAUCCAGGGAGUUGCCACCUAAGGGCCUCUGGGAUUAUCCCAACCUACUGUCGGAAGAGAUGGUCAGAUGUAUGAAGAAUAUAUUUAUCUCACUGGCAGAUUCUGUGUCUCCAUGCCAGUUCUCUACAUCAGAGGGCCACCUCUCACCUUUGUCUCCAUAUGGGCAUCUUUCCAACUCAUCGUGGUGGUCAUCAUCUGAACGCUCAGUCAUUUCAUCCUGGGUGCAAAGCCCCCAAGUUGAUGUACAGAGUAACUUGGAUGUGCUGGCCUCAGAUAAUGCUUGUGAUCCAUACCGAGUACGUGGGAAGCUAAGCUGGGGAGAUGUAGGAAAUUAUGGGCUGGCAUCUGAAGUUUCUUGGAUGUCUGUUGGGAAAAGGCAAUUGGAAUAUGCUUCUGGAGCUUUGAGGAAGUUUAGGACACUUGUUGAGCAGCUUGCCAAGGUCAACCCAAUCCACCUGAGCAGCAACGACAAACUUGCCUUCUGGAUCAACUUAUACAAUGCAAUGAUCAUGCAUGCUUACUUGGCUUAUGGGGUUCCAAAAAGUGAUAUGAAGCUGUUCUCACUGAUGCAAAAGGCAGCAUAUACUGUGGGAGGCCAUUCUUUCAGCGCAGCAGUUAUCGAGUAUGGCAUUUUGAAGAUGAAACCCCCUCUCCAUAGGCCGCAGAUUGCUUUGCUCCUCGCUCUUCACAAACUAAAGGUAUCUGAAGAGCAACGAAAGUUUGCUGUCGAUGUGUCUGAACCGCUUGUAGCAUUUGCUCUCAGCUGCGGAAUGUACUCAUCUCCUGCGGUUCGGAUCUACACAGCCAAGAAUGUGAGGGAUGAGCUACAGGAAGCACAACGAGAUUUCAUCAGAGCUUCAGUUGGGGUUAGCAGCAAAGGGAGGUUAUUGGUGCCAAAGAUGCUACAUUGCUUUGCUAAGGGAUUCGUGGACGAUGCUAGCUUAGCUGUAUGGAUAUCGCACUACCUCCCUUCCCAUCAGGCGGCCUUUGUGGAGCGGUGCAUGUCACAAAGGCGUCAAAGCCUUCUUGGUUCUCGCAAUUGUGGAAUUCUUCCCUUCGACUCCCGCUUCCGCUACCUAUUCCUGCCAGAGAAAAUCCAUUUUGACAAUGCUUGUUCAUAGUUACUUCGGCCUAGCCUUGGCAAGAUUGGUAAGGUCAUGUCAACAAUGCGUUCGGGCAGGCUGUGCGUCAUCUCGUCUUGCCAUUUAGUAUAUCACAAGAUGGGUGCAGCCCGUGCAGUUCUGGUCUUUGCUCUUGAAGCCCAGCCAUACUCUUUUGAUGAUGUACAUUCUGUUAGAGGAACUCUGACCGACAAUUGUUAAGUAAGAUGUUAAAACCAUUUUUUCCGCCGAUACUGGGAAACAUACCGAAAAUGUUCAUAUUGGAACGGAAGUGAAGCCAAUAAAUGAGUAGUGAGGGUGAGACGAUGA
This is a messenger RNA of Rhodamnia argentea, 2771 nucleotides long. RefSeq lists its product as uncharacterized. Lineage: Eukaryota; Viridiplantae; Streptophyta; Magnoliopsida; Myrtales; Myrtaceae. The transcript has 12 exons. The record is from RefSeq and is a predicted model, not a curated record. The coding region runs from base 720 to 2462 and encodes 580 amino acids.